Messenger RNA from Racocetra persica, 205 nucleotides. Lineage: Eukaryota; Fungi; Glomeromycota; Glomeromycetes; Diversisporales; Gigasporaceae. The record is from the annotation of a GenBank genome assembly.
UCUAUGACGAAUUUUUGGGUGCAGACUCAAUUCCACAAUUAUUUCAGCCACCUGCACCAUAUCUUGAAGAAUAUUUGAAUUCUUCUACCGAUCUUACGUCGCCGAUUACCAGAAAAAAGUUGGAUUUAUACUGUGAUUUCUGUGUUACACAUCGUCAGUACCUCAAAGCCGCUAAAGUCAAAGAAUAUAUAGCUAAAAACCCUGG